This is a messenger RNA of Cicer arietinum (chickpea), 2116 nucleotides long. Its product is annotated as CBL-interacting serine/threonine-protein kinase 5-like. Gene Ontology annotation, biological process: signal transduction; protein phosphorylation. Gene Ontology annotation, molecular function: ATP binding; protein serine/threonine kinase activity. The record is from RefSeq and is a predicted model, not a curated record. NCBI's taxonomy places the organism in Eukaryota, Viridiplantae, Streptophyta, Magnoliopsida, Fabales, Fabaceae.
CCUGAAUUAAAGUAUUAAACCAUCUUUUCCACACCUUUCUAGACCCAACACAAUCAUUCAAUACCCUUUUGCUUCACUUUUCAACAUUACAUGACAUAUACAUCUUCUUCCUUAUAGUUAAAUAUCUUCUCCCUCACCUACAAUUCAUAUCACACACCUCAAUUUUCUCCAUAUCAAUUUCCUUUCCCAUCAAAUUCCAAUUUUUAAUUUUUUUUCUUUCAAAAUAUAUCUUCCAAUUAAUCACAUAUUAUCAUAUUAUAUAUGCAACCAUGAAAUUUUUUAGUCCCUCCAAUUCCUUCCUUAGGAAUGUUGUGUGUCCAUCCGACACCAUAUUCCUCAAAACCCACAAACUUUCUCAUUUUCUCCAAAACAACAUAAUUCAACACACAUAAUUCAAUAUCUUCACCCUUUUCCCCUUUCCUUAAUUUUCACAAUUUUCACAAUAUGGAUCAAGAAAAAGAACAAAGUUUCAAAAACCCAAGAAACAUAAUCUUCAACAAAUACGAAAUGGGUAAAGUAUUGGGUCAAGGAAACUUUGCAAAGGUUUAUCAUUGUAGAAACCUUUCAACAAAUGAGAGUGUAGCAAUCAAGGUGAUAAAAAAAGAGAAGCUUAAAAAAGAGAGGCUAGUGAAGCAAAUCAAGCGUGAAGUUUCGGUUAUGCGUCUAGUUCAUCACCCUCAUGUUGUUGAACUCAAAGAAGUUAUGGCAACAAAGAGAAAAAUCUUUCUUGUAAUGGAAUAUGUAAAAGGAGGUGAACUCUUCACCAAAGUAGAAAAAGGAAAAUUGAAAGAAGAUGUUGCAAGAAAGUACUUUCAACAACUUAUCAGUGCCGUUGAUUUUUGUCAUAGCCGCGGUGUCACACACCGCGAUUUAAAACCAGAGAAUUUACUUCUGGAUGAAAAUGAAGACUUAAAAGUCUCUGAUUUUGGACUCUCGGCGUUGCCAGAACAACGCCAAGAGGAUGGAAUGCUUUUAACUCCGUGUGGGACCCCUGCAUACGUGGCACCCGAGGUAUUGAAGAAAAAAGGGUAUGAUGGUUCUAAGGCUGAUUUAUGGUCUUGUGGAGUUAUUCUCUAUGCUUUGCUUUGUGGAUAUCUUCCUUUUCAAGGUGAGAAUGUUAUGAGAAUUUAUAGAAAGGCUUUUAGAGGUGAAUAUCAAUUUCCUGAAUGGAUUUCUCCACAAGCUAAAACAUUGAUUUCAAAUCUUCUUAUUGUUGAUCCUAAAAAAAGGUAUUCCAUUUUUGAUAUUAUGAAUGAUCCUUGGUUCCAAAUUGGGUUUGUUAGACCCAUUGGGUUUUCAACGAACGAGUCGAGUAUCGAAGACAACGACACAAAUUUUGAUUUCAUGGAGGAUUUGGAUGUUCCGGAAUUGAUAAUGACAAAACCAUCUCGUCCUUUUUAUAAUGCUUUUGAGAUUAUUUCGUCGUUGUCUCAUGGUUUUGAUCUUAGGAAUUUGUUUGAGACGAGAAAGAGGUUGCCAUCGACAUUCAUAUCAAAAUUCUCGGCUUCAUCGGUUUUGAUGAAGCUUGAGGAGAUGGCGAAGAAGUUGAAUUUUAGGAUAACGGGGAAGAAUGAGUUUGUAGUGAGAAUGGAGGGAGCAACGGAGGGGAGAAAGGGGAAGGUGGCGAUGAUGGUGGAGGUAUUUGAGGUGGCGCCAGAGAUAGCGGUGGUUGAGUUUUUUAAAUGUGGCGGAGACACAAUGGAAUAUGUUAAGUUGUGUGACGAACAAGUAAGACCUUCCCUCAAAGAUAUUGUUUGGAGUUGGCAAGGUGACACUAAUAAUGAUGAUAUAUCUUAAGUUGAUAGAGUUUAUUUUGAUCGAAUGAUUCAAAUUUCAAGUAAAUAUUUCAAAAUAUGUUUAAAUUUAAUUUAUUGUAUUUAUAAUAUGAGUUCUUCUAUUAAGAUUUUCUAUUGCAAAAAUACAGGGGAUAUCUGAAUUUAAGUUGUAUCCUAUGUUGCACCAACAAAAAGAAGUUAAGUGCUACUUUAGAAGCUCUUUAGAACAACAAUCAUAUAGGGUAGAAAUAGGAAAAAGAAAAGGAAGUGAUGGUGAUUCUGCCUUUAUUUUAACGUUUCACGUUAUAUAUUAUCUAAUAGCUAAAUUUAUAAUUUUAGAA